Messenger RNA from Dermatophagoides farinae (American house dust mite), 1987 nucleotides. RefSeq names its product ecdysone 20-monooxygenase. The record is from RefSeq and is a predicted model, not a curated record. Lineage: Eukaryota; Metazoa; Arthropoda; Arachnida; Sarcoptiformes; Pyroglyphidae. Gene Ontology annotation, molecular function: monooxygenase activity; iron ion binding; oxidoreductase activity, acting on paired donors, with incorporation or reduction of molecular oxygen.
UUUUUUUGUUUUAUUUUCGAAUGAUUGAAUCAAAUGUCAUCUCAUAUUGCAAUUGUUGAUAUGCAAAAACUCAACAUUGAAAAUUUUUUUCGUAUAUCAGUCCACCAUGAUUAUAUAUUCAUCACCAUCAUCGUCCAUAUAAUCAUCAAAGUGCAAAAAAUCACCAUAGAACAAUUGAUAUAUAAAUCAUUUGAUUGAUUCAUCCAAGUUAUUAAUGUUCAAAAAAAUUUUAAAAAACAUUUUCUAUGAUGUUGAUGAAUGUAUCAACAACAUUGAAUCAUCUUUAGAAUUGUCAUCCUUUUUUAGUGUUUUGUUAUUGUUUGCCAAGUGAAAACAAGAAAAAAAUGUCAUCCAUAAUGAAAGAAGAUAAGAAUGAGUCGAAUAAGGUGGAUACUGGUGAACAACAAAUAAAACCAUUUUCAAUGAUACCAGGACCAUGGCCAUCAUUACCAUUCAUUGGUACUGGAUGGUAUAAUUUAUAUUGUUCAUUAAUUGGUCGUUAUGAUCUCAAUAAAUUACAUGAAAUUUAUAUUGAAAAAUAUCGUACAUAUGGUCCAAUAUUUCGCGAAGAAUAUCAAAGACAUCGACCAAUUGUUCAUAUAUUUGAUCCAGCUGAUUUUGAAACAGUCUUCAAAUAUCAAGGACGUUGCCCGAUACGACCACCAAGUGAAUUUGUUUCAUGUUUUCGCCGUUCACGUCCGGAUCGUUAUCCAAAUGUUGGUCUAGCUAAUCUUAAUGGUGAUGAAUGGCUUGACCAACGUAAUAAGCUUGCGCCUGCCAUCAUGAAAUUGUCAACAAUCAAUGAAAAUAUGUUGAAUCAAAAUGAAAUUUGCAAUGAUUUCAUUGAAUAUCUUUCCAAUAUUAAAGAUCCUGUAACAAAUGUUGUAGAUAAUAUUCAAGAAGCUACCUAUCGAUUAGCUCUUGAAUCUAUUUGUAUGCUUUGUCUUGACACUAGAAUUGGUGCAUUUCAAACGACGACAACAACAAAGCAACAACAACAGCUACCAGAAACAACACCAUCCGAUGCUGAAAUAUUGAUUGAAUCAACAAAACUUUUAUUCGAUACAUUCAACAAACUUUAUUAUGGUUAUCCAUGGUGGAAAUUAAUGAAAACAAGUGUUUACAGUGAUUUAGAGCGAGCUGAAUCAAUGAUUUAUGAUGUAGCAUCAAAACACGUACAAAAAGCAAUAGAUGAUCAAUUGAAUGAAAUAUCCGAUCGACAAACAGUGUUACAAACAUUGUUAAAAACUGAACAAUUGAGCAAUGAAGAAAUCAAAUUGACAAUCAUUGAUUUUAUAAUUGGAGGCAUUUUCACUGUAUCGAAUACGUUUGCCUAUCUAUUCUAUCAUCUGGCUUCAAAUCAGCCUGUACAAGAUAAACUUUAUACUGAAAUUCAAUCGGUUAAAGAUGAUAAUGCCUUCACAGAUGAUUUUACACCCAAACAUCUGGCUAAAAUGCCCUACCUCAAAGCUUGUGUUCAAGAAUGUUUCCGACUUAAUUGUCCUGUUCCCGGUAUAAUGAGAAUAACGAUCAAACCCACAAUAUUAUCAGGAUAUGAAAUUCCAGCCAAUACAAUUGUCUUUUCUCAUCUAAUGGCUACAUGUCGUUUGCCAGACUAUUUUCAAAAUCCUGAUCAAUUUCUUCCAGAAAGAUGGUUAGAUCCAAUAGAAAAAAGUACGAUUCAUCCAUUUUCAUUGUUACCAUUCGGUUAUGGUAAUCGAAUGUGUUUGGGCAAAAGAUUUUCUGAAUCAGAAUUGUAUUUAUCUCUUGCCCGACUUAUUCAAGCUUUUCAAUUAAAUUUAAUCGAUAGCCAUGAACAACAACAACAACAAUUGGAAUUGAAACAUGCAUUCAUUGUGAUACCAGCUCAUCCAAUCUCUUUACAAUUAACACCAAGAUGAUAUUAAAACGACACAAUGAACAAAUUAAUAAUAAUCAAUGAUCAAUGAUUUUAAUUACUACAAAGAAAUAAAAAUUAAAACAAACA